Messenger RNA from Mugil cephalus (flathead mullet), 1795 nucleotides. It is a transcript of the gene drc4, whose product is annotated as growth arrest-specific 8. The coding region runs from base 239 to 1669 and encodes 476 amino acids. Gene Ontology annotation, cellular component: microtubule; Golgi apparatus; motile cilium. Gene Ontology annotation, biological process: flagellated sperm motility. Lineage: Eukaryota; Metazoa; Chordata; Actinopteri; Mugiliformes; Mugilidae. The record is from RefSeq and is a predicted model, not a curated record. Gene Ontology annotation, molecular function: small GTPase binding; microtubule binding. The transcript has 11 exons.
UUUCUCACAUGUGCAUGCUGUCAGUCUGAUGUUAAGAGGACUGACAUGUUUAAAAUAUUAACCAUUGUGUGAUUCAUAGCCGCUGCCGACCAUGGUCUGUGCCUGUGUUGCUAUGGUAACAGCUGUUUGGUUGCUGUAGGCUAGUCAGUAGACUCUUGAGUUUGGCAGCCCACUGAUAUUCUGAUAUAUAAAACUAUCCAAACAUUUCCCGUCUUUCGUCGUUCGCGCAGCACGUACGAUGCCACCGAAAAAGAAAGGCGCAAGUAAAAAGCCUGAAAAGGCGAGGACGCCCACGCUGAUAGAUGGCCUUACCAAGGAAGAGAUGUCCAAGGAGCAGCUGGAAGAGCACAUUGUUCGCCUUCGAGAGGAGUUGGAUAGAGAGAGGGAAGAGAGAAACUACUUUCAGCUAGAGAGGGAUAAGGUCCACACCUUUUGGGAAAUCACGGACAGAAAACUAGAGGAGCUCAAGGCUGAAAAGAAAAACCUGGAUAAGGACAUUGAAGAGGAUGAGCGGCGUCACCGAGUGGAGAUCAAGGUGUAUAAGCAGAAGAUGAAGCACCUCCUGUGUGAACACCAGAACACGAUCUCUGAGCUGAAAGCAGAGGGCUUAGUGUCGACUGAAGCAGCGCAGAAAGAGCAGAAACAAUUAGAGGCAGAGCUCCUUAAGAAAAUGAGGACCAUUGUGGAAGACACACAGGAGCUGAACAGUGAAAAUCUUGUCAAGGAAAUGGAAGCGAAACAUGAAGAAGAAAUGACAACAACAAGGAACAACUUGGAGAGGGAACUCGCAGAAAUUAGAGCCAAGAAUGAUGAAAAGAUACAGCUGGUGCAACAAGAGCUGGACUACAUGAGGAGGAAUGCGAUCAGCGAGAUAGAGCAAGGCUGGAACAGCCACAUCGCCUCUCUUAUAGAAGACCACAACAAAGCCCUCAGCGAUGCUAAUGAAAUUGUUACUCCCACCCAGAAGGAUUAUCACCAAACCACUUCACUCUUGAAUGAAAUCAGUCAAACAAAGCAGAAACUGAGGAAUUUGGAAAAGGAGCUGAUCCCUGUUUUGAAGGAUAACAAAGGUCUUGCUGAACUUAUCUCAAACAUCAAGGAAGAAAAGGCUGCUACUGAGAAGAAAAUGAAAUACUUCUGGGAGACAAAGAAUACCAUUGAAAAGGUCAAAAACAAGGAGCUGCAAAAUCUCAAAAGGGAUCAUGAAAUAUUGGAGCAGAAAUUCAGCAAGCUUCAGGUGGAAAGAGAUGAACUGCACAAGACGUUCACUGAGAAUAUUCAGGAGGUGCAGGAUAAAGCAGAUCAGAAGAACUUGCCACUGGAAAGGAAGCUGCAAGCCCUUGUAGACAACACAGAGAAGACGCAGGCUCAGCUCUGCUCAGUGCUCUCAGCUUCCAACAUGGACCAAACUGCUCUCAGAGAGAUCACAAAUAAAGCUGAGAAAAGCAUUGACUCAGGAAAUGCUGCCAUCAAGAAUUUACAGUACAAGAAGAAUCUGAUUUCCAAGGCCCGUAGGGAUUUGCUGCUGACCAUUGAGUCACUGCAAAGGACGCUUCGUGUUCCUGUGGUGGAGCUUUCUGUAAAUCCCGACGGGAGCAGUCUUUCUGGGAAAAAUCUGAAUCUGGAUCUGGAUUUUGGCCCAACCAUGACAAGCUUUGCAAAGAUUUGAACAUUAAAUCUUCCUCUGUGCAUUUUAUCUUACUACAGUCAGAUUGUUCUUGCAUUUCAAAUGAUUCAACUGUUGAUUUUUUUAGUGAUAAAGGAAUAUGAACAUGAAAUAUUAUGAAAUAUUAUA